CCGAAGGCUCACCAGUGCAUGAGAGCACUAGCUGCGGGCAGUUUUUUUUAUACUCAUUUGCCAUACUGUUACUAAAGGUUAAGUAACUAACAACUGUUCGACAAAGUGGUGUUUUACAAUCGCUGAACUGAACUAGUUAUCUGCAGAUCGGCAGAUCUUGAAAGGCCUUUAACCAACCACCGAUCAGUCGUGAUCGUGUCGUGCAGUAACUGGAACGUGAUUUCGGAAAGUGUCAUUCAUCAGCGGUCAAUUGUGCAAAGGAGAAUGCCCAUCAGGAUUUCCACGGACGAGAAAUUGUUUUGCUAGAAGUGUGUGAUAAAUCAGUCAACGCGUGGCGAAAAGUUUCCGUUGAAUCCAGUCCAAUUGACGCAAUGAACAAGCUAAUAAAUUCUGCCGCGCCAUCACUGUUCCGUUCGGUAAGCAGCAUUAAGAAGAUGCCUUGCCCAUUCCUGACCCGUCUGAGCACCAGCUACGUGCGUAACUACGGUCCGGCACUGUUGAAAGCCUACGGUUCCCAGUGUCCGGUAGUUGCCCGUACGAUUUCGACGUUGCAGCAGAAUCCACCGACGGCCGGUGAGGUUGCUGCAUCCGCCGGCACUAGGAAGGAACCGAUUGCCGCCGCCAAGCAGGAAACGAAAACGCAAAACCGUAAUCUGAGCUCGCUCCAGCAGCCAAAGGCCAAGGAGGACGAUAAGAAGUGUCCCUUCCUAAGCUCGGCUGCUCCGCAGCUCAAGGAGCUCGGUCAAGAGAGCGUAGAUGUUCCCGAUAACCGUACCUUCCCGUACGAGGAGUUUUUCCAUGAGCAAAUCAUGCGCAAGAAGAAAGAUCACUCUUACCGUGUGUUCAAAAAGGUGAACCGUUUGGCUGAGGAAGGUAAAUUUCCUCAAGCGUUGGAAUAUUCGUGGGGAGAAAGACCGAUUACCGUUUGGUGCUCUAAUGACUAUCUCGGAAUGUCAUGUCAUCCGGAUGUGAAGAAAGCAGUUGCUAAUGCGCUUGAGACCUACGGAGCCGGUGCUGGUGGAACCAGAAACAUAUCCGGAAACUCAUUGAAUCACGAGAAUCUUGAAAAACGUUUGGCCGAACUGCAUCAAAAGGAAGGAGCUUUACUGUUCACCUCGUGCUUCGUGGCCAACGAUUCGACUCUCUUUACGCUAGCCAAAGCGCUGCCAGGUUGUCAAAUCUUUUCCGAUGCUGGAAACCAUGCUUCGAUGAUUCAAGGAAUUCGGAACAGUGGUGUGCCGAAGCACAUUUUCCGACAUAAUGACCCCGUUCAUCUGCGAGAAACCUUGUCGAAAGUGGACAAAUCGUUACCAAAAAUUGUUGCAUUUGAAACGGUGCAUUCGAUGACAGGGGCGAUAUGUCCUCUGGAAGAACUGUGCGAUGUGGCUCAUGAGUACGGAGCUUUGACCUUUGUUGAUGAAGUCCACGCAGUCGGUUUAUACGGAAAGCAUGGAGCUGGAGUAGGCGAAAGAGAGGGCGUACUGCAUAAAAUGGACAUCAUCUCCGGCACCCUUGGCAAGGCAUUUGGCAAUGUAGGAGGUUACAUUGCGGGUACGGCGCGCUUGGUGGAUAUGGUUCGAUCGUAUGCUGCCGGAUUUAUUUUUACAACCUCGCUUCCUCCGACGGUGCUUUGUGGUGCUCUUAAAGCUAUCAAUAUUUUGGCCUCCGAUGAAGGACGCGAAUUGCGAGCUCGUCAUCAGGAGAAUGUUCGCUAUCUUCGUACGAGGUUGCAACAGGAGGGAUUCCCGGUGGAGCAUACUCCGAGUCACAUCAUUCCAGUUAAGAUCGGAAACCCGGCGCAGUGCACCGAGCUAUCCGAUACGAUGAUCAAACGUUUCGGGCAUUACAUACAGGCUAUAAACUAUCCGACCGUGGCACGUGGGGAGGAAAAGCUUCGUUUAGCACCGACUCCCCAUCAUACGAAGGCGAUGAUGGAAGUAUUAGUUCGCGAUAUGAAGGUGGUCUGGAAAGACUUAGGAUUGACAUUGAGUGGACCACCGUGUACUGAGGAGUGUACAUUCUGCCGCAAACCACUGCUGUUCGAUCGCUUCGAGUCACGCACAAAGGAAAGCUGCACUGCUGAAAUCAAGUGUCAGAUUCCAAACUGCCCUCAGAUUGCCGCUAUGGCCAAUUAAGCACGACACUCCCCCGUUCUGCUGGGUGCUGGGUCUUCGCAUCAGCUACUCUAUUUCUCCAUGUCGUACUAGAUGCUCUUCGUAGAUUUUUCAUACUUGUUGGUGAAUGGUUUACAACUCCCAAAUUCUACCGCUCAGCAGCAUAUCGCAGCCAAUCAAAUGUCCACAAUAAAUCCAUAAUCUCAACGUUAUGCCGUUUGAUCCAGAGUAAUGAUUGGAACUUUUUUUUGUUUUACGCCCGUAGAGGUUCAAACAGUUCAAUGUGAUAUCAUGUUCAUGUAUUUUUUGUGUCUUUGUUGUUCGUUGUUAAUAAUAUUGUUACCUGAAUCGGAUAAAAAGAAAACAAUGAAAUUCCAAUUGGUAAAGUAUCUAUUCCCAAUUCUUGUCUAUAAAUUAAAGAAGAAAAAGCUAAAUAUUAUUGGGUUCGUCGAUAUGUUGUUGACAAUUCAAAGCGUAAGAGUAUUUCGGAAAAUAUAAAUGUAUUACAAUGCAAA
This is a messenger RNA of Malaya genurostris, 2629 nucleotides long. RefSeq names its product 5-aminolevulinate synthase, non-specific, mitochondrial (gene Alas). The transcript is spliced from 3 exons. Gene Ontology annotation, biological process: hemoglobin biosynthetic process; heme biosynthetic process; erythrocyte development. Bases 372 to 2135 code for a protein of 587 amino acids. Gene Ontology annotation, molecular function: pyridoxal phosphate binding; 5-aminolevulinate synthase activity. Gene Ontology annotation, cellular component: mitochondrion; mitochondrial matrix. NCBI's taxonomy places the organism in Eukaryota, Metazoa, Arthropoda, Insecta, Diptera, Culicidae. The record is from RefSeq and is a predicted model, not a curated record.